AUGACUGGUGGUCCAACAUUCAGAUUGCAAAAGAGACUCGCCGCUGACAUUUUGUCUUGCGGUAAGGGAAGAGUCUGGAUUGAUCCAAACGAAUUGUCUGAAGUUUCUCAAGCUUCCUCAAGAAAUACCAUCAGAAAGUUGGUUAAGGAUGGUAUCAUCAUCAGAAAGCCUGUUGAAAUCAGAACCAGAUACAGAUGGAGAAAGAGAAAGGAUGCCAAGCUCGAAGGUAGACACAUGGGUAUUGGUAAGAGAUUCGGUUCAAAGGACGCCAGAAAUCCAUCCAAGCUCCAAUGGUUGAAGAGAAUGAGAGUCGAAAGAAAGUUGUUGAAGAAGUACAGAGACAACGGAAAGAUCGACAAGACUUUGUACCGUGAAUUGUACGCUAAGGUCAAGGGUAACGUCUUCAAGAGCAAGAGAAUUUUGAUGGAACACGUCUUCAAGGCUAAGGCUGAAAUUAUCCGUGAACAACGUAUCAAGGAACAACUUAAGGUCAAGAAGGAAAAGCAAGAUAAGAUCAAGCAAAAGAGAGCUGAAAAGACCGAAUCAAAGAAGAAAAAGAUUCUUGAACACGCCGAACAAGCUGCCCAACAAGCCCAACAAAAGUAAAUUGAUUCACACAUAUAAAAAACCAAAAUAUUUAAAAAUCAGUUAUUUCUUUGUUUGACUUGUUCAACAAGAAAAGAGUGCCGAUCACACUACUGAUGAUGGACCUGGAAAGUGAAUGAAAAAUAUAAAAUAGUAUUU
Messenger RNA from Naegleria gruberi, 744 nucleotides. RefSeq lists its product as uncharacterized. Gene Ontology annotation, biological process: translation. Bases 1 to 606 code for a protein of 201 amino acids. Gene Ontology annotation, cellular component: ribosome; cytosolic large ribosomal subunit. The record is from RefSeq and is a predicted model, not a curated record. The transcript has 2 exons. Gene Ontology annotation, molecular function: RNA binding; structural constituent of ribosome. Lineage: Eukaryota; Heterolobosea; Eutetramitea; Acrasida; Naegleriidae.